Polypterus senegalus (gray bichir) is the source of this 3908-nucleotide messenger RNA. RefSeq names its product ellis-van Creveld syndrome protein-like. The coding region runs from base 214 to 3102 and encodes 962 amino acids. The transcript is spliced from 21 exons. NCBI's taxonomy places the organism in Eukaryota, Metazoa, Chordata, Cladistia, Polypteriformes, Polypteridae. Gene Ontology annotation, biological process: smoothened signaling pathway. The record is from RefSeq and is a predicted model, not a curated record.
UGCAGUCGUACUUACUUGAACUUUUGUAGUCCCUCGCGGAGAGUGCGUUCGUUUUUCUUGGGUGCUGGUGUAUUCUUCAUUUGAACAGAGUAAGCAGUUUUUCUUCAUUAAAACAACACGAACGUGAGCUUUGGAGAGUUGUGCGGCCCCCAGAAAAGAUGACCUGUCAGCCAUAAUUAUGAGUUCAGUAUUGGGGAGUCAGCUGCCACAGCUAUGUCAUCGGGAUGUUCAAGCCGUGUUUCCAUCCCGGCGACCGAUUCCUUGCAAGUUGUUCCAGGUUUACUGGCGUUGGCUAUAAUUUUGGGGUUGUGCUGUGGAAUCGCAACUGCCGUAAUCUUGUACUGCUGCGUGCUCAAGACAAAAUGUUUCCGUCCCAAGUUUCAGAAUCCGGAGUCAAAAAGAGUUUCUGUCAACACAGAGACAGAUUUAGAAGAAGAUUAUGAUCACAGGAAUGCCACAAAGACACAGUCCAAGGAUUUUGUUGGAAAAAAGGAAAGAAAAAAUCCUGUAAACAAUGAUGUUGCAGCAUUUGCAUUAAAGGCAAAAGUGAUCUAUCCAAUGAAUCAGAAAUACAGGCCUUUGGCAGAUGGUGCUUCAAAUCCAUCCCUUCAUGAGAACACAACACUUGGAAUUCUGCCCAAUCAGGCACAAGAUGGUACUAGUUCAUCCAGCAAUGAUUCUGUAAGCCAGGCAGCUGAUGAUGACGAUGAGAGUAGCCAUUUCAUUUGUUCUUCACCGAUCCCCCAGAAUGAGAUGUUUCCAAAAAUUUUCAGAUUUUCAGAAACACUCAGCUGUGCCAAGUUUGACUCCAGGAUAAGCCUUUACAGUGUUGGCAUGCUAAGGCUAGAGCACUUGGACAGCGAACUUGAUGAUGAAAAACAAGGGCUUUUUCUUCAAGUGCUUAGAAUUCUCCUGAAGGAUUUCCUGCAGAAGGGCAUGAUUGAUGAAACGUUUUACACCAGUAAUAUUUUAAAGCAGGAAAAAGAACUGAAUGAUCUGAAAAGACAGCUGCAUGGAAAACUAUUGCAAAGAGGGCAGAGUGACGAAUUUGAUGCAAACUGUAAUACAUUAGAGGCAUUAGAAGGACAUGAAAAAAGAAGCUUUGAGUUUAGACUUAGAAUGAUUGCAGGUCUUCACACACAAAUGGAUAGUUUUCAUUAUUGCCUUCAAAAUGUAUCUGGCAUUUCCAACAGCGCAGCAGAUCAGUUAGCGCUGCGACUUACUGAACAUCUCAUGUAUGUGGAGAGUCUACUUGCUGAGACCCUGACUUUGCACAUCACAGGUGUUCAGGAAAAAGUGACUUGGUGGGAAUACAUAGUGGACACAAUUCAGUCCCACCUCUGGUUUCUAGAGCAAGAAGCAAGCUGCAGGGUACAUGUUGUAUCUCAGAUUUUGGAACCCCUUGUCAAUAAUGGUGAUUUGACGUCUCGUGAAUUGGACCGUAUUGUAUCAACUAUUCAGUGUAACUAUCAAGAGGAAAUAAAUAAAUGUUCUGCUGAAUGCACCAAGUUAUCCAAAGUGCUAGUAAGCGACAUUGUAAAGAAGAAUGAUAUCAAAAUGAAGAAGCUAAUAAAAGCUCAGGAAAAGAUCAAAAUGAAUGUACAAAUCAACAUGAAGGAUGUUGUCGAUCCAAAGGAGUUUAUCCAGGAAUAUCAUAACUUGUUAGAGAAACAACGGGAAACAUUUCAAGAUAUGGAAGAUGAUGAAGAUUUGAAAAUUAUUGAGGCUGUCACAGAUAUUUGGAAGAGACUUCGUUCAGCAUCAUCUGAAAAAAUGGGGAACACGUUUAAGAAGUUAUUCUUGAUCAACCUUCAGAACUCGGCAAAGGUGCCCUUAAAUAAGUGUGAAGCACUAAGGGAUAAAGCAAGGCAUGAGCUUUCCACUCUUUUGCAAUCUGAAGAAACAAUUGGAAAAGCAUAUGUAAAGAUUUUUAAAGAUCAUCUCGUACAGCAGAAGAAGUUGUGGAUAGAAGAUCAGACCCUGAGUGCUGCCUGUUUAAGUCAUUUCUGUUCACAACAAGAGAAACUCUUACAAGAUAUAUUGGCCAGGCAAAGCAUUCUGAGUAGCAGCCAUGCAAAACAUAUUCAGCUGACACAUUCAUUAUUCUACAGAGCAUUAAACCGAAUGCUUAUUGCAAGACAGUUCAGCCUGCAAGCCUUAAAGGAAAUGAAAUUGUCAAGGCUGAAAAGUAUGUGGUAUGGACUUCAGCUAGAUCUGCAGAAAAAGCUCCUCACUGGUCAAAAGAAGCAACCACAGACGGAAACCAGCCUUUCAGAGGUGGAGAGAAGAAUAGAGCAGGAAGGCGAGUUGAUUCGAUUAGAAUUUCAGCAGGAGUUCAUCUCCGAGCUGGGGGCAGCUGCCGAGCUUUUACAGGAGCACAUCGCACAUAUGGUUGGACGGGCCCUCAUUCAUGAUUCACGGCAACAAACAGAAAGCCCUGGACUCCGUGGAAAUGAAAGCAUCAAACAGGAUUUAAAGGAUGCAGCAACGCAAAGUGUUUAUGUAACCAUGGACUCUGUAAAUAAACUUGUACAGAGCUACUUUUCUCGGAUGGAGAAUCUUACUCACGUAUGGGAAAGAGAUAAAGUGAAACGUCUCCAGGCAAUUGAUGAUGUAAAUAAAAAUAAACUGAUAAGCCAGCAGUUACUAAGGGAGAGUCUUCAGAAGGACCUGGCUGUCUGGAGCAAAAUGCCCAAGUCUGUAGAACUUUACCAGAGAGUAGAAAUGCAGAAGAAGAAAAUGCUGAGCCAGUACAAAGCAAACCAUGAAGCAGGUUUUGAAAGCUUAAGGCAAAAAAAGUCAUUCUUUGAUUUGAUGGAGAAACGCCUUGAUGAAGAGCUACAGGGGGUGGAGGACACGUUCGUGACUCAGCUUGCAGCAUCAGUCAGAGUUGCCCUGCCAAGAAGCAAUUCUCCGAUUAAAGGUGAUUCAGGUGAAAAAGAGCUUCAGAAGAAGAAUUCCUUUCGUAUGCCAUAUACGCAGAGCAGGAGUAAUCCUGGUAGUGCUGGUCCAGUCCAAGGACAAAGUCCUUCGCCGGACAGAGCCAGACAACAUGAAAUUCUUAAUCCAUCUACCAAAACCACAAUGAAGAGAACAAUCUGAACAUCUGGAAUCCUCGGACUGACUGAAGGCUUGUCUUGUUUCAAAGUAGUGGACGGUACGGUGGAAAGAUAAGCUGCUUAUCAUUUUGGAGCUGGAGCAAAUUUAAAACAAUUAUUUGAGUAUUCCUUGAUACAAAUUAAAGCUUUACUUGCACUGUAAAUGUGAACGUUAAGUGACGCUUUGAGCGCCACUUUGUCUACUAGCAUUUGUGUCUGUCAUUUAUGAGUUUAAGUUAGAAAAUGAGUGUUUAUACUUCAGCAGAUCAAGGCAGUUUUUGAAGAAUAAGCUGUUGUUGGUUAUUUAUAAAGUUUGUGUGUUUGUACGAGUAUAUAUGAUGAGAGAGGGGUCAAAGUUUUAGUUGAAUGCUUGUUUAUAUUGAAGUAUAUAUUAUUUAUUUAAUUACAGCACUACUAUAGCACAUAAUACAUUGGGAACAUACUUAUAUAUUUAUGUGUUUUUUCCCUUCUUAUAGCACUUUGAACGAGUUAACUGUUACAUUUUGCUCAUUUAUAGAGCUCUACCACUAUUGGAUUUUUGAACCUGUACUUCGGAGUACGUGGAAUUAUUGUUAAUGCUAUUAUAUACUCUUUGUAUGUAAGUAUUAAUUCUUCAUGUAGUUAACACUUUAGGUACUAAAGACAUGCCUCCUUUACUCAUUUACUGUUACGUAGCAAGACCCUAACAUACACAUCUUUGGGUCCUCAUAACACUUCUGAAGUGUCAGUAAAGUGUUUCUUCAUCUCUGCAAUGUGACCUACUAACAAAACAUCACCUUGGAAUGAUCUGAGGUGGCUUAACUGAGACAC